UCGGUUAUCCUUACAGUGGGGGACAGGACACGAGGCCCUGGAGACUUUUCCCGUGGGGGGUGCCCAGGGCCUGCAUGGCUCCUGACCUCUGCCUGGCCGCCUCCGUUGGGACUGGGGGCGGAGCCAAUUUCCUCCGGCUUCCCGCUUCCCGCGGGGACGAUAACAAUGAAAGUGAAAGAGAGGUGGAGUGGGGGCAAGACCUGUCGGUGGGCCACUAGCCCUGUGGCCUUGAGCACACCCCUUACCCCAGGCCUCGGCUGUUUGUGGGGGCCAAGUGAGAUGGGGCCUCAGGCUCAGGGUCAGAGGUUGGGCAUUUCAGCCGCCAGCGAGAUCAGGUCUGGAACUUCUCGGACGGCUUUUUCCGUCUCCAAGCUUCACCCAUUCCAGGCCGCGGGCUCUUCCUGCCCCACACCUCCCGCCGUUCUCCAUCCUGCGCUCCGAGAAAAGCGCUAGUGCCCUGUGCAACCCUACUCCAGCCCGCGGCCUUCUCCAAGGCUCCCGGUCCCAGGCUCCCCCAACACAGCAGAGCACCUCCCUGCCCACUGGAUGCAACGUCUGGUUGCGGGGGCCGGUGUUCCUUCGCUCCCGCCUACUGAGGGACCGAGUAGGACGUGGAAGGUGGCGCGAGGCCCCGACGGGGAUGCAGCACCGAGGCUUCUUCCUCCUCGCCCUCUUCGCCCUCCUGGCGCUCACCUCCGCGGUGGCCAAAAAGAAAGACAAGGUGAAGAAGGGCGGCCCGGGAAGCGAGUGCGCGGAGUGGAACUGGGGGCCCUGCACCCCCAGCAGCAAGGACUGCGGCGUGGGGUUCCGCGAGGGCACCUGCGGGACCCAGACUCAGCGCAGCCGGUGCAGGGUGCCCUGCAACUGGAAAAAGGAGUUUGGAGCCGACUGCAAGUACAAGUUUGAGAGCUGGGGGGCGUGUGACGGGGGUACAGGCACCAAAGUCCGCCAAGGCACCCUGAAGAAGGCACGCUACAAUGCCCAGUGCCAGGAGACCAUCCGCGUGACCAAGCCCUGCACCCCCAAGACCAAAGCCAAGGCCAAAGCCAAGAAAGGAAAGGGAAAGGACUAGAAGCCAGGCCUGGAUGCCAAGAAGCCCCUGGCUUUACCUGGGGCCUGGCCUGUGUCCUCCCUGCCACAGGCUCAAGAUAUGACCUACCAGUGCCUUUAUUCUACUUGUUAGCUUUAUCAAUCAUGCCCCGCCUCUUCCUGCUCGCUCCCUCAAACCCAGCCCAAGUGCCCACAGUGGGGAGGCACAAGGGAUUCUGGGAAGCUUGAGCCCCCACCCCCCCAAGGGAUUGGUUCUCAGUAUCCCCUUUUGUUCUUCCCUACAAUUAUGCCAUUACCAAGAAACAAAUAAACCAACUUCUUUUCCCAAUAAAAGCUUUUCUUUUUUAAUAUAUAAAAUCCCCUU
Otolemur garnettii (small-eared galago) is the source of this 1414-nucleotide messenger RNA. It is a transcript of the gene MDK, whose product is annotated as midkine. The transcript has 5 exons. The record is from RefSeq and is a predicted model, not a curated record. Gene Ontology annotation, molecular function: growth factor activity. Bases 641 to 1072 code for a protein of 143 amino acids. NCBI's taxonomy places the organism in Eukaryota, Metazoa, Chordata, Mammalia, Primates, Galagidae.